UUUCCCUUUCUCUGCCGGUCGGCAUCACUCUCUGCUGUGGGUGGAUCUCUGGCAACUUGGUUCCUCGAAGCAAAGGGAGAGCGGCGAGGCUGGAGCCAGAGGAGGCUCUUUUUGGCAAGUCCCAGCAAAGCAGGGUCUGAGCAGUUGUAGAGAGCAGCAGAGGGAAGGGCUGCUUGCUUUCCCCCUCCUCCCUUCCAUCCCUCUCGCCUCUGAUUGCCUUGCCCGGGAGGCAGAGCGUGGCAGCGGAGGUCUCCCUUGAACUGAGACGCUUUUGCCUGUCUCUUCCGUGGCAUUUCUCACGCGAGGAACAUGACUGCUUCCCGGGAGGAUCCCCUUGCCUUUCCCCCGAGGGAUUUCUCCUUAUUCCCUUGCUAAAAGCGAGAGUGGAAGAGUGGAAAAGUGGAACUUGGGAGGUGGAUUGAGUCUCCCCAUCGCAAGAGGCAGAAUGGCAAGGUGGGACCUCUUCCUCCUGGCACUCUUGGGCGUCCUUCUCCCAUCAUGGCCUGGCUGCCAGCCCAGCGACACCAGCCAACCCCGGUUGCGCCUAUCCCACAAAGAGCUCUGGGAUUUGAACAGAACAUCAGUCUUUCAUAGCCCGUCUGGAUACCUUGGUCUUCAUGUAAUGCUUCUGGAUGAGUAUCAAGAUCGACUCUUUGUGGGAGGAAAGAACCUGGUGUAUUCUCUCAGCUUAGACCGAGUCAAUGAGAAUUACAGAGAGAUUCAUUGGCCAAGUACAUCCCUACAAGUAGAGGAAUGCACUAUCAAGGGAAGAUAUGCUGAGGAGUGUGCCAAUUACAUCCGUGCUCUGCAUCGAUACAACCGAACACACCUGCUGGCUUGUGGGACAGGAGCUUUCGAUCCCAUCUGUGCUUUUAUAAGGGUUGGCCAUCAAUCAGAGGAUCAUCUGUUUCAUCUAGAAUCUCACAGACUUGAGAGGGGACGUGGCCGGUGCCCAUUUGACCCCAGUUCCUCCUUCAUCUCCACUUUAUUUGGUGGGGAGUUGUUUACCGGACUAUAUAGUGACUACUGGGGAAGAGAUGCAGCAAUCUUCCGUACAAUGGGCCGCAUGGCACACAUCCGGACCGAACCAGAUGAUGACCGUCUGCUGAAAGAACCUAAAUUUGUGAGCUCCUUUCUGAUUCCUGACAAUGAAGACCAGGAAGAUAACAAGGUGUACUUCUUCUUCACUGAGAAAGCAUUAGAGGCUGAAACUGGAGCACAUGCGAUCUACUCCAGAGUGGGAAGAAUGUGUGCAAAUGAUAUGGGUGGACAACGAAUGCUGGUCAAUAAAUGGACCACUUUUCUCAAAACAAGAUUGAUUUGUUCUGUGCCAGGAAUGAAUGGUAUUGACACAUAUUUUGAUGAGUUGGAGGACAUAUUUUUACUCCAGACACGGGAUAACAAAAACCCAGUGAUAUUUGGACUCUUCAACACUACUAGCAACAUAUUUCGAGGAUAUGCUAUAUGUGUCUAUCACAUGGCUAGUAUUCGGGCAGCUUUCAAUGGACCAUAUGCUCAUAAAGAAGGACCUGAAUAUCAUUGGUCUGUGUAUGAAGGGAAAGUACCAUACCCAAGACCGGGAUCGUGUGCUAGCAAAGUGAAUGGAGGGCUGUAUGGGAGCACCAAAGACUAUCCAGAUGAAGCUAUUCGGUUUGCGAGAAGCCAUCCCUUGAUGUAUCAGCCUGUUAGGCCUGUUCAUAAGAAACCAGUGCUUGUGAAGACAGAUGGGAAAUACAAACUCCAACAAAUAGCAGUAGACAGAGUAGAAGCAGAAGAUGGGCAAUACGAUGUCUUAUUUAUUGGGACAGAUAAUGGGAUUGUACUGAAAGUCAUUACAAUUUAUAACCAAGAGACAGAAUCGAUGGAAGAAGUGAUUCUUGAAGAGCUGCAAGUGUUCAAAGUGCCGGUUCCUGUUAUAUCCAUGGAAAUUUCUUCCAAAAGGCAACAAAUUUAUGUUGGCUCUGAAUCUGCUGUUGCCCAGUUAAAGUUCCACCAGUGUGAUAUGUAUGGGACAGCCUGUGCUGACUGUUGCCUAGCAAGAGAUCCUUACUGUGCUUGGGAUGGCAUAUCCUGUUCCAGAUACUACCCAACAGGAACACAGGCAAAGAGACGUUUUCGAAGACAAGAUGUCCGUCAUGGAAAUGCAGCUCAGCAGUGCUUUGGCCAACAGUUUCUUGGGGAUGUCCUGGAUAAGACUGAAGAGCGACUGGUGUAUGGAAUCGAAUACAAUAGCACUCUGCUUGAAUGCAUCCCCAGAACCUUGCAAGCCAAAGUGAUCUGGUUUGUCCAGAGAGCUCAUGAAACUCGAAAAGAAGAGGUGAAGACUGAUGACCGCGUACUCAAAGUGGACCUUGGCCUGUUAUUUUUACGGCUGCACAGGAUGGAUGCUGGAACAUAUUUUUGCCAGACAGUGGAACAUAGUAUCAUCCAUACAGUGAGAAAAAUCACCCUUGAGGUUGUGGAAGAGGAACGUGUAGAUGACAUGUUCAACAAAGACUAUGAGGAGGAUCAUGUCUCUCAUAAGAUGCCGUGUCCUGCACAAAGUAGCAUUCCCCAUGGCUCAAGGCCAUGGUACAAAGAAUUCCUGCAACUCAUAGGUUAUAGCAAUUUCCAGAGAGUAGAGGAAUACUGUGAAAAAGUGUGGUGCACAGACAAGAAAAGGAAAAAAUUGAAGAUGUCUCCAUCCAAGUGGAAGUAUGCCAAUCCUCAAGAGAAGAAAGCACGCAUCAAGCCCGAGCAUUACCGUGUUCCCAGGCAAACCUCUGACUCUUGAUAGGGGGAGAAAUCCUCAAUCAUUCAAGAGAGCAUUUGUUUUUGUUUGGACCUAAGGAAAGGGAAUUUGGUCAUUAAUACAAGUUUAUAUAUGUAUAUAUAUAUGAAACGUUGAGACUGGAAAUGAACAGAAGUGUUUUAGUAAGUUAUAGACUUGACAUUUGUUUUUUUAAAAGUUGCUUAAGGCUCAAAUCUAAUUAUAUAAGUUUUCCAUUUAAGAACAACCUGGCAAUCAUCCUAUCCAAUCUUUAGACCAAGUAGUCAAGCAUAGACUAUGCUUGUGCUGUAUAUUCUAGAGUGCUGUGGGAAUAUUUAAUUGAACUCAGAUGCUAAUAAUUUGAUAAGCAAAGCAACAAUGUAUUGUAUAGUUUCAUUGUUAUAUUUCUCAAAGGUCUUGCAGAUUUUUAAUGUGUUGAUGUGAUCUUCCCUGGUCUCCUUCAAAUCCCUAUCUUCAUUUCUAAACAGCAUGUUUCUAAUUUUAUCAAUGCAGAAAUUACUUUGAAUAUAUGGUGAUAGCAACAGCUAAGAGCAGAAACGAUGAACUUCUAAAUAUGUUCUUAUUAUAAAUAAGUUCUACUUGUCCAAAACAAAUAGAAAAUAUCAUUCAAUGUAGUAAAAGUGAACCAUGACUAUCUUUCAUUGAAAUCAGUGGAAUUAGAUUUAAUAGUGAUUACAGGCAGUCCACAGGCUACAAACAAGAUAGGUUCUGUAGGCUUGUUCUUAAGUUGAAUUUGUAUGUAAGUCAGAACAG
Messenger RNA from Anolis sagrei ordinatus, 3523 nucleotides. NCBI's taxonomy places the organism in Eukaryota, Metazoa, Chordata, Lepidosauria, Squamata, Anolidae. The record is from RefSeq and is a predicted model, not a curated record.